UCUUUGUCUUUCUCUGGAUUUAGAACCCCGACAUGGACUGGAAGGUCACAUGGCUUUAUAGCAAUCUAACGGGUUAAAGGGGAGACCCUUUGUUUUACGAAAAGAGCGAGGGAAAACAAAUUUUUGUGCCAUCGCCAUCCAGUCCAAAGCACAGAACGCAAGUUUUUAAUGAGCUAAGACCCCCACUGUGGCAUCAUGAGCUGGAGCUUCUUGACCCGUCUGUUGGAGGAGAUCCAUAAUCACUCCACCUUUGUGGGAAAGGUGUGGCUUACCAUUCUUGUCGUCUUCCGUAUUGUACUGACAGCUGUGGGAGGGGAGUCCAUCUAUUAUGAUGAACAAAGCAAGUUUGUGUGUAACACGCAGCAACCUGGAUGUGAGAAUGUUUGCUAUGAUGCCUUUGCACCCCUCUCACAUGUGAGAUUCUGGGUCUUCCAGAUUAUUAUGGUAUCUACUCCUUCCAUCAUGUACCUUGGCUUUGCUGUACAUAAGAUCACCAGGAUGAGUGAUCAGGAGUACAGGCCCAAGAAUAGGAAACGGGUGCCUGUGGUCCAACGUGGGGCCAGCAGAGACUACGAAGAAGCUGAAGACAAUGGUGAAGAGGAUCCAAUGAUCUUUGAGGAAAUUGAACCGGAGAAAGACAAAAAGGACGAGAAGUCGACGGAGAAGAAACACGAUGGGAGGCGGAGAAUCAAGAAAGAUGGCCUGAUGAAAAUCUAUGUCCUACAGUUGUUGACGCGUUCCAUCUUCGAAGUGGCCUUCCUCUUUGGCCAGUACAUUCUGUAUGGCUUUGAGGUUGUCCCCUCAUAUGUCUGCAGCCGGAGCCCAUGCCCUCAUACUGUGGACUGCUUUGUCUCCAGGCCUACUGAGAAAACCAUCUUCCUUCUGAUUAUGUAUGUGGUGAGUGGGCUUUGCUUGCUGAUGGACAUCUUUGAAAUGUUUCACUUGGGUUUUGGUGGCAUUAGAGAUGCACUGAGAAAUAGGUCCAGGCGGCCUCCUGUGGUUGUGAAUCCCAGGGCUUCCAUCUGUAGGCAGAUGCCCUCUGCGCCUCCUGGUUACCACUCAGUCCUCAAGAAGGAUCCAAAGGGAAAGAUUGCCAAUGGCCACAAGCUAGAAUUCAGGGACAACCUCGGGGAUUCAGGCCGGGAAUCAUUUGGGGAUGAAUCUACAUCUAGGGAGCUGGACAAACUGCGCAGACACCUGAAGAUGGCUCAAGAGCAACUGGAUCUGGCAUACCAGAUUGAAACUGGCAGCCCCUCACGAAGCAGCAGCCCCGAGUCUAAUGGGACAGCAGCUGAGCAGAACCGGCUGAACUUUGCACAGGAGAAGCAGGGGGAAACCUGUGAGAAAGAAGGAAUGCGAGCCUGAACCUUUUCAAGCUGAAUUCUGCAUAUGUAAAAGCUUUUCCAUCUCAAGAUCAAAGUCUUCCAAAGGAUGGUGAAAAAUGUCAGAGAAUCAAGGACGGAAAACAUAGAGGACUAAGAUACUUGUUCAUGUAUGUAUUGGUGGAGGGGUAUUAUGAGCCUAACAGUAUUAAGGCUGGAGGUUUUGAGGACAAGUGCACAAAUUGGUGUUGACAUUACCAGAGAUCCAUGGGAGCAUACUCUGGAGUUUCAUCUAGAGCACAGACACCCUUAUCUGCCUGUACUUUAAACUGGAAUACUGUCAUUCAUGACAGAUUUGACACUUCUGCAAAACGUGCCACGUUUUUUUCUGAAGUUAGCUGUCGUAUACUGGAACGAUGAGUGGCACUUCAAUACUAUUUUCUUUUGUCAAAUUUGUACUAUGCCUUAAAAUUUCUGGUGUUUACAUUUCAAAGUCAUUCCAAAAAAGAGGCACUCCUUUGAUUUAAUGUAGCUUUUUUGGUUUUUUUUUUUUCUUGUCUACAGCUUUGAAUAUAUAUGUAUAUGUGAUUAAAUGAUCUGAAAGUGAACCACCGUGACCAACCAUUUUAAUAGCUGUGAAUACUGGCACUUGUCCAAGGCUUCUCACAACCUAAACCACAAUCUCCAGUUGUUCUUUGAAAUAAAAGUUGCAGCUGAAGCAAAUGAAUUAAGAUCAUUUGAACCACAAACACCAUGAUGCAGCAGUUACUUGUGCAUACUGCUACUGCAUGAGAAAGCAGACUGUUCCGUCGAAAGAGCAGACUGUUUCUUCUGUGCCCAAUGCCAGCCUGUUGCCUGUUAGCCAUCAAGAGUUCUGGAGUGUUGAAGCCUUAACUGUGCCCUUUUCAAAAUUAUAAAUGCAGAAUAGAAAACCUGGGAUAUGCUUGAAUUGUUGUCAUCUCAUGAAUCAUAUUGCAGAUGUUGCAGACUAACGGUUUGAAACGUCACAGUGGACUUCCUUGGUUAUUUUCUUAUGAAAACAUUCUAGAUUAAGCCUUAGGAUACCAGUUUUAUUGCCUUUUUGUUUUUCUUUUUGAAGUACUUUUGAAGAGUAGUAGUUUUGCAAGUGUUUUCUUCCAUCUAGCUGCUUUUAGUAUCCAUAAAGUGGGAAAACCUACAUUCAAGAGUAUUUUCAUGCAUUUCAAAUGCUGGAGUAUGUCUUGAGGUUGAGCAUGAGGUUUUUUUACAUUUCAACCUUUCAACCGUCACCAUUCUUUAUAAUCACUAAUGUGUGAAUGACUGUGGUGUUUGCUGCUAAGUGCUUUCAUCAGGACCUCUCUGGCUGUGUGUGGAAUGUGUAGAUGAAUAUCUGUUAUCAACACAAGUGGUGUUUAAGCUGAGGUGGUAAUGGAUUUCUCUCAAAGUGCUGGAUAUUAAAGAAAUGUUAUGAGUUUAAAAUACAGAUUUUGUUAGAAAUAAAAGCCUGAGAAUGUCACCUAGCAAUCACUGCUGUGGUAUUUUUUUAUACUUGCAAUUAUGGCUUUUAAAGAGCCUGUGUAAUUGGCUUAAUGCAAAUUGUAAUUUCUUAAACCUUAUUAUUUCUAUUGAAAAUCUGUCCAAUAUAACUUCAUUGAUAGUGCAUUAGAUCUUCCCCAUAAGUAACAGCUAUAAAUAGAAAUGUUUGCUUGUUGAAGAUUGCUGUUCUUAUUUAUGCCAGCUGUCAUUUUGUUUACUGCAGGAUAUUUGAAAAGGGAAUUUGUUCAAAUUUCUGAUCUAACUAAAAUGUCCAGACCAAGAAAUUGUGAUAAUUAUAGAACUGUAUCUUAACCAUUUUUUAGUCAUUGACAUUAUGUAUUGGGGCAUUUCUCUAGUUUGGAGGGUUUUUUUUUCCAACUUGUCAUAUAACAGGCCACGAGGCCUCUAGCUAUAUGUUAUCUAUUUGGAUACUCUGGAGUUUUCUUUAGAAAUAAAGAGAAAAGGGUGGACCUAAUCUGGCACCUGCUUUUCUUGUAGUGAUCACCAGCAAUAAAACAGUUUUCACAACCAUGGGUUUACAAACAAAGGGAAAAAUACUGAAAUAAAACCAAAUGGAUUGUGAAUUUAUACUUGGGACCAAGCUAAAACUGCAAUGAAUUGUUUACAGAUUGGUGUUUACAUCCGAUAAGUGACUGAACGAAUAAGGAUUCUACAGCAAAUAAUUUCUGAAACCUAAAUGUCUUAUGUUAUGGUCAUUACUCCAUUUAAUCUUUUAUAGUUAUACAUUGCAGUCAUUUUUAUGCCACUGAAAGUUUGUGGAUAGAAGCAUUAUUCGGAGUGUCCAAAAUGGUUUUCUCUCAUGCAAAGUCUGAAAUAUGAUCUUCCAAGCUGUUUUCUCUAUUUUUAAAGGUACUAUGUAUACAUUUGAAUAUUUUUAUGUUUUCUGUACUUUUUUGUACCGAUAGUAUUUUUCCUAUUCAAAGUUUCUUAGAAAAGAAUAAUAAAGUUUACAUCUAUGUGAACUGGA
Lepisosteus oculatus (spotted gar) is the source of this 3825-nucleotide messenger RNA. RefSeq names its product gap junction gamma-1 protein-like. Gene Ontology annotation, molecular function: gap junction channel activity. NCBI's taxonomy places the organism in Eukaryota, Metazoa, Chordata, Actinopteri, Semionotiformes, Lepisosteidae. Gene Ontology annotation, biological process: cell-cell signaling. Gene Ontology annotation, cellular component: connexin complex. The record is from RefSeq and is a predicted model, not a curated record.